AUGUUUACCAAGCCUACCGAAUUUUCCUUCGCGGAUAUGGACGAGGACUCUGCGAAAAAAGCUUUGUCUGUCAUAGCAUCCCUCGUCUAUAUUCAGGACGGCGGAGUGCAGUGGUUGAACGAGAAUCUUGGCCAAUUUUGUUGCACAGCCGAUGGUUUAGUAAACGAAGCCUUGAUUGAUCCGGAGCUCACACAACAUCAAGUCUGCCAAGAUCUCCAUCACGCAUAUCGUCUUCAUAUCAAUCCAAAUGACGAAGAUGCCGCAGCAUACGAGACAGCAGCCCCUACAGCUCGUGGCCAAGGCAAGAGUGCGCACCCAUUUAACAAGCCAUUUGCUUAUGCAGCAAUACACCCCCAAUUCCUUGUAGAGCAAGCGCUCAAUGCUCGACGUGCAAAAGUUAACGAAAUGCCUGUCGAAGAACAAUCCUUUGGAGAGGCUACCGAGCUGGAAGCUUCUCAGCAAGAACCUUCUGUUACCGACCAACUUGACAAUCAGCCUGAGUACGAAUCUUCGAUUGCCGACUACUCUGAUUACCAAUCCGAGCCAGAGGACUUCGUUAAAAGCAUCUCGGACAUUUCUGAUAACGACGAUUCCGACGAUGAAGAUUAUGUCGAGAAGUCGGUUACCAACUUCGAUGAGCUCACCUAUGAACAACAACUCGCUCUUACCAUCGAAGCCUCGUUAAAAGAGCACGCACCGCAGAAGUAUAACGGCGAAUCUUCAGGUACCAACAAUCACCUUACACCACCAUCUUCUCAGCAAAAGACAACUGCACAAGCGAAUUAUUCUGGUGGAAAACCCAUCUUAUCUCCAGCCCACUCUUCCAGUGGAAAACAUUUCCUGCCCACAUCACCACACACUAUCCCUUGUCCAUCUUAUCUUCAUAGAAAACGAGAACACGACGAUGACGAGUCUCCCGAUAAUGAAGAUUAUAUCAAGUCCACUCGCCGCCCGAUCAAGAAGCGCACAAAGUCUAUUACCAAAUCGUCUCUUCAUGCACCAGCUUCUUCUUCUACAUCAGCCACUACCGGCCCAGUCUCUUCUUCCUCAGUCACUACAUGUGGCUCCUCCCCUUCAUCAAGUGCUCGUAUAGCAUCAUCCAAACCUCGCAAAACACCCCGAUCUUCUCGCAGAGGCGGUCCUACCAGUAAACCCCGUCGCGCGGCCUGGACCGAUGACGAAACAUUCAAGCUCUACAAAUGUCUUGUCAGGCGUCGAGAAAUCGAAGCUAAGUUCCCCUAUCUCGUCAAACUCUACGAUGCUCCUCUCUGGAAACACAUCUCGAAAGAACUCGCUUCUGUCCAUGGCAUUCAUCGAGCACCCGGUGGUUGCAAAUCUAAUUGGAAUCGAAAUGGUCGCGAGUUCUAUGAUUUUGAUGAACGAUCGGUUUUGAAACGCUCGAAGUCUCUGGCUACUAGUGUUCAGGUUCCAAAGAAGGAUAGAAAGGGAAAGAAACCUGCUGCUGCUGCUGCUGCUGCUGAUGAUGAUGGUGGUGAUGGUGGUGAUGAUGGUGAUGAUGGUGAUGAUGGUGAUGAUGGUGAUGAUGGUGAUGAUGGUGAUGAUGGUGAUGAUGGUGAUGAUGGUGAUGAUGGUGAUGAUGGUGAUGAUGGUGAUGAUGGCGAUGAUGGUGAUGAUGAUGAUGAUGAUGAAUAG
This is a messenger RNA of Botrytis porri, 1653 nucleotides long. RefSeq lists its product as uncharacterized. Lineage: Eukaryota; Fungi; Ascomycota; Leotiomycetes; Helotiales; Sclerotiniaceae. The transcript has a single exon. The record is from RefSeq and is a predicted model, not a curated record. The coding region runs from base 1 to 1653 and encodes 550 amino acids.